AUGUCGUGGUUCAGCGGCAUCCUGGUGCCCAAGGUGGACGAGCGGAAGACGGCAUGGGGGGAGCGCAACGGCAAGAAGGGCACCCGCCCCCGCGCCGCCCUCUGCGGCCCCCGCUACAUGAGCUGCUUGCAGGACCCUGAGAUGGAGCGGGGUGGGGGGCCGCCCCGGGGGCUGCGCUGCACCUGGCAGGAGGACCACUAUGGCAAGAAGGGGCCCACGGGCGACCUGGGGCUCAAAUCGGUGGACCUGGGCUUGGAGGACGGCGAAGCCAAGGGGCCGAAGGGGGCCGGGGGCCGCGGAGGGCGGCCGUCGGCCGGCGAGUGCUGGCGGCGGCUGCUCCAGGUUUUCCGCUCCAAACGCUUCCAGUCGGCCAAACUGGAGCGGCUUUACCAGCGCUACUUCUUCCAGAUGAACCAGAGCAGCCUGACGGUGCUGAUGGGGGUGCUGGUGCUGGUCUGCGGGGUCAUGCUGCUCUUCCACUGCCUGCCCGGUGCCCCGCAUGUGCCGGCGGUUGCGGUCGCCGCGUUGGCGAGUGCCACGGCCCUUUUCUUGCUCUUGAUGGUGCUGUGCAGCCGCAGCGCCUUCCCCCAGGACUACAUGUGGGUGGUGAGCUACGUGGUGCUGGGGCUGCUGGCCGGGGUGCAGGCGCUGGGCACGGUGGCCGUCGCGCCCCGCAGCGCGGCCGAGGGUGUCUGGUGGAGCAUCUUCUUCAUCUACAUCCUACACGCUGUGCUGCCGGUGCGGAUGCGGGCGGCCGUGCUGGUCCCCUUUGUGCCCCCUACCCUGGGUCCCCAGGUCCCUGCAUCCCCUGUGCCCUGGUUUCCUGCAGUCCUAGCCCACCUCCCCUACCAGCUCAGCGCCAAUGCCCUGAUCUUCCUCUGCACCAACGUGGUGGGGGUCUGCACCCACUACCCGGCCGAGGUGUCCCAGCGCCAGGCCUUCCAGGAGACCUGUGGCUACCUCCAGGCGCGCCUGCACCUCCAGCGCGAGAACCGCCAACAGGAGCGCCUGCUGCUCUCGGUGCUGCCCCAGCACGUGGCCAUGGAGAUGAAGGAGGACAUCAACACCAAGAAAGAGGACAUGAUGUUCCACAAGAUCUACAUCCAGAAGCACGACAACGUCAGCAUCCUCUUCGCAGACAUCGAGGGCUUCACCAGCCUGGCCUCGCAGUGCACGGCCCAGGAGCUGGUGAUGACGCUCAACGAGCUCUUUGCUCGCUUCGACAAGCUGGCGGCGGAGAACCACUGCCUCCGCAUCAAGAUCCUGGGGGACUGCUACUACUGCGUGUCAGGGCUGCCGGAGGCACGCGGGGACCACGCACAUUGCUGCGUGGAGAUGGGGGUCGACAUGAUCGAGGCCAUCUCGCUGGUGCGCGAGGUGACGGGGGUGAACGUGAACAUGCGCGUGGGCAUCCACAGCGGGCGGGUGCACUGCGGCGUCCUGGGGCUGCGCAAGUGGCAGUUCGACGUCUGGUCCAACGACGUGACCCUCGCCAACCACAUGGAAAAAGAGGAGAAAGCCAUUCUGGCCAAGCUGCAGCGGGCUCGUGCCAACUCGACGGAGGGGCUGGUGCCGCGCUGGGUGCCUGACCGCUCCUUCUCCCGCACCAAGGACUCCAAGGCCUUCCGGCAGAUGGGCAUCGAUGACUCCAGCAAGGACAACCGUGGCGCCCAGGAGGCCCUCAACCCCGAGGAUGAGGUGGAUGAGUUCCUGAGCCGGGCCAUCGACGCCCGCAGCAUCGACCAGCUCCGCAAGGACCAUGUCAAGAAGUUCCUGCUCACCUUCCAGACGCCUGAGCUGGAGAAGAAGUACUCCAAGAAGGUGGAUGACCGCUUCGGUGGCUACGUGGCCUGCACCCUCCUCGUCUUCUGUUUCAUCUGCUGCCUCCAGAUCGUGGUGUUCCCCCACCGGGUGGCCCUGCGGGACUGUGCUGCCCGCGAGCUCAACGUCACCCCCGAGGCCGUGGGACCCUGCCAGCUCCGGGCCCUCAACUUCUCCCUGGGGACUCCCAUGGGCCCCUGCCACCGUGACGGGCUGGCCUGCGACUUCCCCGAGUACUUCAACUACAGCGUGGUGCUGAGCCUGCUGGCCUGCUCCGUCUUCCUGCACAUCAGCAGCAUCGGCAAGCUGCUGCUCAUGGUGGCCAUCGAGGCCACCUACCUGGUGCUGGUGGAGGGGCCCCAGGCCACCCUCUUCGACAACGCCGACCUGCUGGUGGUGGCCAAUGCCCUGCCCCCCUUCAAUGGGACCCAGGGCGAGUGGUGA
Molecule: messenger RNA, 2265 nt
Organism: Aptenodytes forsteri (emperor penguin)
Lineage: Eukaryota; Metazoa; Chordata; Aves; Sphenisciformes; Spheniscidae
Gene: ADCY6
Product: adenylate cyclase 6
Exons: 14
Coding region: 1-2265 (754 amino acids)
Biological process (GO): adenylate cyclase-inhibiting G protein-coupled receptor signaling pathway; intracellular signal transduction; adenylate cyclase-activating G protein-coupled receptor signaling pathway
Cellular component (GO): plasma membrane
Molecular function (GO): adenylate cyclase activity
Source: RefSeq, a predicted model, not a curated record